GGCGCGGCGCGCCGGGGACAGCGGCGGACGGCGGCGGCGGCAUGCGGCUUCUAGUGCUGCCCAUCGUGGGCUGAGACGGCCUCAGCACGGGCAGGAGGCGCGGCGGCCGGCGAGCCGAAGGCGCAGCCAGCCGGGCAGACCGUGGACAGCGGUCAGGGCGCCGCGCCAUGGGUCGAGCUGGGGGCCGGGGCCGGGGGCCGCCGCCGCUGCUGUUGCUUCUGGGGGCCACGCUUGUCCUCGUCUCCGGUGCCGCGCCGGCGCGUGAGGCGGGCAGCGCCGUCGAGGCCAACGAGCGCGUGAAGAGCACCCAGGCGUGGGAGCCGCAUGCCAACAUCACGCGGGAGAAUGCCAGCCCACCAGCAGCUGGGGAAGAUGCAACCUCGUGGACCGUGCCUGAAGGCGAGCAGGCCGUGGUGGGCGCUGGGGUCGGGCCAGAGGAUGUGUUGGAGGCGUCAGCAGCGGUGACUGGCUCCGUCUGGCUGGAUGCCGACAGCCCAGGCCUGGGCGGAGUGACUGCAGAGGCGGGCAGUGGAGACACCCAGGCCCUUCCAGCCACGCUCCCGGCUUCAGACGAAGCCCUGGGACAGUCAUCCAUGCCUCCCACCAUCCCUGAGGCUACAGAGGCCAUCGGACCACCCUCCCCAACUCCUGCCCACAAGCUGAGCUCAGGCCCAGAACUCCCCAGGGAGAACCCCUUGGAGGUUUGGCUGAACCUGGGAGGCAGCACACCUGACCCUCAUGGGCCAGAGCCCACGUACCCCAUUCAGGGCACACUGGAGCCCCAACCGGCAUCAGAUAUAAUUGACAUCGAGUACUUCGAAGGAUUGGAUGGUGAGGGCCGUGGCGGGGACCUGGAGAGCUUCCCGGAGUCUCCAGGAACCUCAGAGCACCACCCAGAUAAUGGGGGGGAGACCCCUUCUUGGAGCUUGCUUGACUUAUAUGAUGACUUCACCCCCUUUGACGAAUCUGAUUUCUACCCCACCACGUCCUUCUAUGACGACUUGGAGGAAGAGGAGGAAGAAGAGGAGGAUGGCAAGGCCACAGUGGGAGGUGGGGACCUAGAAGAUGACAAUGACUUUCUAGAGCCCAGUGAGAAGCCUGGGCUGGGGGCUGGGACAGGCCAGCCCACCAGUCGGUGGCAUGCUGUCCCUCCACAGCAUACUCUGGGCAUGGUCCCCGGCAGCAGCAUUGCCCUCCGGCCGGGCCCUGGAGAGCCAGGCAGGGACCUGGCCCCAAGCGUGAAUGGCACUGAGUGCCGCAGCGGGUUUGUGCGGCAUAAUGGCUCCUGCCGGUCAGUGUGCGACCUCUUCCCAAGUUACUGUCACAAUGGCGGCCAGUGCUACCUGGUGGAGAACAUAGGGGCGUUCUGCAGGUGCAACACGCAGGACUACAUCUGGCACAAGGGGACACGCUGUGAGUCCAUCAUCACCGACUUCCAGGUGAUGUGCGUGGCCGUGGGCUCGGCCGCCCUCGUCCUGCUCCUGCUCUUCAUGAUGACGGUGUUCUUCGCCAAGAAGCUCUAUCUGCUCAAGACGGAGAACACCAAGCUGCGUAGGACCAACAAAUUCCGGACCCCAUCUGAGCUCCACAACGAUAACUUCUCCCUCUCCACCAUUGCUGAGGGCUCUCACCCAAAUGUAAGGAAACUUUGCGACACUCCCCGUACCUUCUCCCCCCAUGCCCGUGCCUUGGCUCACUAUGAUAACGUUGUCUGUCAGGAUGAUCCUAGUGCUCCCCACAAAAUCCAAGAAGUUCUCAAGUCCUGCCUGAAAGAGGAGGAGUCAUUUAACAUCCAGAACUCCAUGUCGCCCAAACUCGAGGGUGGCAAAGGUGACCAGGCUGAUUUGGAGGUGAACUGUCUUCAAAAUAACUUAACCUAAAGCAGAGCAAGAAGAGAGGAAGAGGGGGGCGGGGGUGGGGGGUGGAAGAACCAUUACUCCUCUUGUACAGUCUGUUUCUUGUAACCAUUUGUUAAACUCUUUCCCUUUCCUGAUCUCAUGGCUUUGAUGUAUUUUGUACAGGAGGGAAAAAACACAAAAUAAGCAAAGAACCUAAACAGAAUUGCAUUCACUGGAUCGUUGGUCUGUGCUGUCUGUGCAUCGCUUCUGCUGCUGUGAUUUCUAAACCUGUGCUGUUACUCAACUGCCUUUGUUUUUGUACUUUGAUCCACCUUUUUUUGAAAUUCCAGUACAAAACAAAGUUCUUGAAAUAAAACUUUUUAAA
Molecule: messenger RNA, 2223 nt
Organism: Rhinolophus ferrumequinum (greater horseshoe bat)
Lineage: Eukaryota; Metazoa; Chordata; Mammalia; Chiroptera; Rhinolophidae
Gene: CSPG5
Product: chondroitin sulfate proteoglycan 5
Exons: 5
Coding region: 168-1880 (570 amino acids)
Biological process (GO): nervous system development
Source: RefSeq, a predicted model, not a curated record